UUAUUAAUUGCAUUGUUAAUGCAAUUAACGUUAUUAUUAUUGCGUCAGUCCGUUCGUAGUGAAUUUUGACAGUUUGGUGAAUUUCCAACUGCGUUUUGUCUAAACCGUUUUGCAACCAUUCUGUGUACACUCGGCUGCUAGAUGACUCGCACGUUUUAUAUCGAAAAAGAGUUGCAACGAUUCAAGCCGUCAGAAUUGAAAACCACUGCUGACACUGCUAACUCAUCUUGCAGAUAAAGUUUUCUAGUACUUUUCUUUUUUUAAUAUACUGUCACCUCGGCUAUUGUCAUAAUCAUUACGCGUGAUCAUUACGGCCAUGAUCAUUAUGCGUACACGUCAGUGGUGACAUUUUUAGUUCUGACAAUUUGAAGCGUUGCAGCUACAUUCAACAAAAAGUGUUCAAAUCGAUUGGCAACCUACACUCUCUUGGAGCAAGCCCAGAGAGAUCUCGUAAAGCCCAUAGGUGAGAGACUUGGAUCAUCACUCGCACUGCCUUGCCGCGGGAACUUGGACAAUGCCUCGGUCGAUGCACGCCAGGAUGCUGGAGGCCGCGAGGGUGAUCUCUCGCGGAUGGGAGAAAGGUGGCGCGGAUUUCGGAAAGCGGCCGCAGCUUAAAAUAGACGCGCCUCCUCGUGCGUGAGCGGGUACGCUUUUAAACAUAGUUUUGGCAGGGAGAAACGUCAAAGCGCCUCGGAGUGGCAAAGCGCGAGGAUCGCCUCGCGAAUUCCGCGCUCGUAUUCUCGUGCUCGCCAAGGAUCUCUCGUCUCAACUGUCAUCGUCGUCGUCGUCGUCGUCAUCGUUAUCAUCAUCAUCAUUACCAUCAUCUCCUCUUCCUCUUCAGUUUCUGACCCGAGACGCGAUUCCACGCACAUCCAGUUCGUCAUCGUCGUCGUAGUCAUUGGAGAAGGUCUCGCGUAGGUCUCGUCCUCUCGAUUUCCCCCGAGAACACCCGCGACACCGCGUUCUUUUCGGCAGAGGUGCCGGUGAAUGGAGGAGGAACUAUGAGAGGUGCGUCGGAGAAGCUCGACAAGGAGAACCAACGGCCCAUGGCGUCGGCGCAACCCGCCGUCGGCGAAGACGCGGCUGACGUCCAGCAGGAAGAGUAAAGAGCCUAGAAGACACGUGUUUCGUGUGUGUAUGCGUGAAUGUGCGCGUGCUCGUAGCGUGCUGGUCGCGUUCCCGGUCGGUCGGUCGCGUUGGAACGUGCUCUCGGCCGGGAGUUUUUGCGUCGCCGUCGACGAAGCGCGAGGACUCGCGCGAGCUCGCUUCGUAAACACAUGGAAAUACCGCGCGUAGUAUCGCUGACGAAUCACUUCACUUAUCGCAAUCACGAAGGGCAAAAGCUCGACUGCUCCGCUCUCGGCUGAGACAAAUCUCGCGCAAAUCGCUGAUAAAUCGUGAGGAGAGAUAAUUUGCAGGCUCGAGAGCACGUUGUGAUGUCGGCGGGUAACAGAAGCGCGGACGAGGCAGUGAGCGACGCGCUGUUGGAGAAGCUGCGAGCUCACGCGGCUAAGCCGCAAGAAGCGGGCGACGCGUUCCGGGCGGUCCUGGCCAAGAUUCACGCGCGUCUCACUUCGUCAGACCGGCGGAUGCGCGAGCGCACGUUGGAGAAACUCUGGCACAAGAAUUCCGGCGCGAUGGAGUCGUUCAUAGUGGCGCUGGAGAACUGCAAGGAUUACGUCGCCGACUGCAGUAUCGCUGGCAUACUACACGAAUGCAUAUCGCCCCGAGCGAGCAAAAGCAAGUCCAAGAAGAAGGGGAGCAAGAACAAGAGUGCCACAAGAACCAGUAGCCGAAUGGCGGUCAUUCAACUGAUCAACUUAGGUAUCACGCAAGUCCUAGUUAAACUUUUAAUAAACUUGCAGCACGCAGACACCAUCACGAACGAAAUGCUCACUCAAGACAUCCUCUCUAUUUUGGGCCAGGUGGCGCAGAGGGACCAGAAGUUCGUGUCAAAGAUGAAAUUGCUCAACUCCAUCAAAGUGUUCCACACGCUGCUGAGGCAGCACUACAACAACAGCAAAAUAUUACUGCCGUUGCUGUUGAUCAUCAAGACUCUCGCAAAAAAUCCGUUCUCCCUGCAAAUCCUAGUGAAGGACGGCAUCGCUAGCACUCUGGAGAAAACGUUCGUCAACGUCGGUUAUACGCCGCACUUGAAGCUAAGAACUCUGUUAGAAUGCCUCAAGCACUUCACGACCAACAAACUCUGCUGCAACAAACUCGUCAAAGUGGGAAUAGUGCACCUGCUGAUGCGGAUCUUCGAGAGGUGGGAGCGAUUCGACGGUCCGAUGCGGCUCAAGAUCUGCAAUUACGCCCUGAACACUCUUCAGCAUCUUGGCGUGAUAAAAGCCGGCAGGAAGGCUAUCAAGUCGAACAACGGCCUACAGCUACUGUACCGGUUCUGCACAAACUGUCCGGAGGACAAAGCCUACGACUGCCUGCUGUCUCGUAUUUGCGGUAUAAUCAAUCAGUGUCUGGAAAAGAAGGAAUUACCGGUGCCCGAAAUGUCGCCCGCGAGAUUCGUUCUGCCCGAAGCGAAUGUCAGGGCGAACAGCGCUGAAAGCGGUAGCGACAUCGACAGCCAGGCCAACAGCGUAGCGUCGGUCGGCAGAUUGUACAGCGACCUGGACUCCGGCGACGAUGAGGAGGAGGAGGAGGAAAGCCACGACUCCAGGAGCGCGAUCGACAACGGGAUCUACAUGAGCGACGAGGUGGACGAGGGCAAAUUCUUCGCCGGGGUCUUCACCUCGCAGAGAUCCGAGGAGGAUCUCGUUGGGUAUUACACGUUCUUCAGAGAACUGGGAGGUCUGCGGUCGCAGCUGCGUAUCGCCGGGUCAUCCGCGGUCAAGCUAACCGAGCUUGGCUUCAUCGAGGACGAUCAGGCGGACUCGCAGCUCACGAAGACUGGAAAGGCGAAGACACCCCCCAAAGACUUCACGAGACUGAACGGUACGGCGAAGCAGCAACUCGUGACGAACGACAAGCACCGCUUGAAGGUCCUUGAGGACGCAUCGGGCGAGCUGACGGAUGAUCGGGACGCAUAUUGCGUGGUGGCGAGCAGAGUGAGGAGCGUCAUCGGCUUCGUGAAGGUCGCCUAUCCGGACUGGAUCGGCGGCGACGGCUCGGGGAAGGCCGAACCGCUCAACACCAAGGAUCGCAAGGUUUGCCGCGCGAAACUACUGACCUGCGUAGAGCGCGGCCUCCAUCCUUCCACCGUCCAGGAAGUCGUCUACGAUCUCGACGCUCUCGCGAGUCCCGCCUGCCGUCAGGGACGCGUCGCGCGCCUGCUCGACAACUGUGACGAGAAGAGGCUCGGCAAGCGCGUGCUCGACACGAAGCAGUUGCAGUUCGAGUCCAGAUUCGAAAGCGGAAAUCUCAGGAAAGCCAUUCAGAUAGGCCUGCGGGAGUAUGACCUCAUCCUGACGCCGGACGUCAACAGUGGCUCCCGACAUCAGUGGUUCUACUUCGAGGUCUCCAACAUGGAGGCGAACGCACCGUACACAUUCAACAUCAUCAACUGCGAGAAGGCCAACUCGCAGUUCAACUUCGGCAUGAAGCCGAUACUGUUCAGCGUGGCGGAGGCGAAAUGCGGCCGACCUGGUUGGGUAAGGACCGGCGUCGACAUCUGUUAUUAUCGGAACUGUUACCAGCGACCCGCCAGAGGAGGCAAGACGUACCUGACGACGUCCUUCACGGUCACGUUUCCGCACGCGCACGAUGUCUGUUACCUGGCCUAUCACUUCCCGUACACGUACAGCCAGCUGAUGACCAAUAUCUGGAAGUGGACGAGGAAGCACGCCAAUUCAAACGUUUACUUCCGCGCGGAGACACUCUGCGAGACUCUCAACGGCAAUGAGAAUCCUGUGCUCACUAUCACAUCGCCGGAUUCCAAGAGCAAUCCUAUACAUGCUCGCAAGGUGAUCUUCUUGACGUCCAGGGUGCACCCCGGAGAAAGCAACGCCUCGUGGGUGAUGCAUGGGACGUUGAAGGCUCUUUUGAGCGACAGCCAAUACGCCUGCAGUCUACGCGACGAUUAUGUGUUCAAAAUAGUUCCUAUGCUAAAUAUAGAAGGAGUCGUGAACGGCUGCAAUCGAUACGGCUUGACGAACGAGGACCUGAAUCGACGCUGGAGCAAUCCUAACCAGGUGUAUCAUCCGGUGAUCUAUCACACGAAGGGCCUGAUGGAGUACUGCGCGAAGGUGCUGCAGCGGCCACCCCACGUUUUCGUCGACUAUCACGGCCAUUCGCGAAGGAAGAACGUGUUUCUGUUUGGUUGCUCAAGGUCGGGUUCCUGGAGCGCCGCGGACAGGGCGAAACCGGACCAGCCGGUGCAGUAUUUGAUGUUACCGCACCUCAUGCAGAGGACUUCGCCGGCUUUCGCUUUGCCACUGUGCUCCUUCAAGGUCGAGAGGAACAAGGAAUCCACCGCUCGAGUCGCAGUGUGGAGGCAGUUGGGCGUUUCGAGAAGUUACACGAUGGAAAGCAGCUUUUGCGGUUGCGAUCAAGGCGCUCUGGCAGGCCUGCACCUCGGCACAGAACACCUGAAAGCCAUCGGCAGGAAUUUCUCUCGAGCUUUGUCCAUGAUGAAGGACGCCGGCGAUGACUGGGUCGUCGAAAAAUCGAUGGAGCAGGCCUGUUGUCCGAGGAUGUGCGUCCUACGAAAUUCGAGGAAGAUCCCGAAAUGUAUUCAGGAUAAACACGCUAUACACCACACCACGGCGCUUCCUUAGCGACAGAGAUAGCCGGGUAAUAACGUUACAAAGGAUCCCCACAGAGGAGCAUAUUCCUGAGGAAUCGAGAUGCAUGGAGGACAGAGUGUCCACCAGCAGCGAGUCGGACGAAUCCGACUACGAGACUUAGGAAAACCGCGCUUCCGACUGAGUGUGAUACACCAAGUCCAUCUCCACAACGAAAUUCAUCAUGGUUGUCUAAAAUUAGCGAUGUAUGGAUGUAAACGUUAGUUAUAAUAGUCCUGCAAAUUUUCGUUGCAACAUGUCGAUAGUGAUUAGCGCAAUAAGCGAUACACGGAGAAGUACUUUAAACAAUGUUUAUUUAAAACUGGUAACAAAUGUUUAGAGCUACUAGCUAUGAAAAUACUAUCUAUGCCUACGUCUAUUUGUACAUAUUCUCGGAAAAUUAUUAUUGCUUUGCAAAUUAAGUUCAUAAUAAACACGGUUAUCUGCUGUAAAUCUGGUAUGAGAGCCGAUUAACUACUUAAGUUGACGUGGCCGCGUGUUAAGUAACGAUUAAGUGACUCGGAGAAAGGAAACUUGGAGAUUGUGGUCAUAUCGCGACUAUCAUCCGAGCAGUGACAAACGAUCGGAUUCGGAAGGACUCUACACUGAGGAAAAAAUUAUCUUAAAAUCAACAAACAACAAAUUUUGAUGUGUGCUAUUAAUACAUUUACUUAAAUUUAAAUUCUCUUCAUUUAAAUCAAAUAUUGUUUACCUGAUUUAAGUAAACAAUAUUUGGUUUAAAUAAAGAGAAUUUAGAUUUAAAUAAAUAUGUUAGUGGCAUCCAUCAAAGAAAUAUUUAUUGAUUUUAAGGUAAUUUUUCCCUUAGUGUAUACUCUUUGGCGAAAUUUUGAUUAUCUCCAUGAGAACGAAGAUUUCGACACUAAGAAAAGAGAGAAAAGAAUCGACAAGGGAUUCUCUCGCAUCGUACUUCGCUCUCUGUAUUCUGUGUACGUAACAUAUGAUUAUAUCAAUCGUAGGAAAUAAAUGUUGUCGAGUUAUAAUUUCCCGUGUUCUCUCACCCUCGUCACUUCCCGCAAUCGUUCGCACUCCGCAGAGAUUCGCCGAGGUCCUUACACGCUUUUACGCGCAUCAACGUGUGUCAAAUGCUGAUCGCGAUUUCGUAAAGUUCUGUUGCUGCAAGCGUUUCAAAAGCAGUAUACACAGAUCACGCGUGUUGCA
Messenger RNA from Odontomachus brunneus, 5915 nucleotides. RefSeq names its product cytosolic carboxypeptidase 1-like. Gene Ontology annotation, biological process: C-terminal protein deglutamylation; protein side chain deglutamylation; proteolysis. Lineage: Eukaryota; Metazoa; Arthropoda; Insecta; Hymenoptera; Formicidae. The transcript is spliced from 19 exons. Gene Ontology annotation, molecular function: metallocarboxypeptidase activity; zinc ion binding. The record is from RefSeq and is a predicted model, not a curated record. Bases 1437 to 4730 code for a protein of 1097 amino acids.